This is a messenger RNA of Hippoglossus stenolepis (Pacific halibut), 5094 nucleotides long. RefSeq names its product ephrin type-B receptor 1. Gene Ontology annotation, molecular function: ATP binding; protein binding; transmembrane-ephrin receptor activity. NCBI's taxonomy places the organism in Eukaryota, Metazoa, Chordata, Actinopteri, Pleuronectiformes, Pleuronectidae. The transcript has 17 exons. Gene Ontology annotation, biological process: protein phosphorylation; cell surface receptor protein tyrosine kinase signaling pathway; axon guidance. Bases 202 to 3240 code for a protein of 1012 amino acids. The record is from RefSeq and is a predicted model, not a curated record. Gene Ontology annotation, cellular component: neuron projection; plasma membrane.
CGCACCCCCUCAGUCAGUCCCCCCCACACUCCGCUCCUCUGAUUGUCACACAGUGUUUACUACGGCUUGAAAUGUGACUCACAACACAGGCUAUCUGCUGGAGUACCGCGCUGACACACCGAGGGAUCCCGGUUCUUUGACGCGCGCCGUGCGUCUUGGCUAUUUUUCUUUUUUUGGGGGGGGGACACGCUGUUGGAGACUAUGCCCUUCUCGGCCGUGACAGUGGAUUUGUGUGCGCUUUUCUGCGCGCUGGCCAUCACGUCCUCCGCGAUGGAAGAGACCGUGAUGGACACCCGGGUGGCCACAGCUGAACUGGGCUGGACAGCGUAUCCUAAUUCCGGGUGGGAGGAGGUGAGUGGCUAUGAUGAGAACCUCAACACCAUCAGGACCUACCAGGUGUGUAAUGUCUUCGACCCCAGUCAAAACAACUGGCUCCUCACCACCUUCAUUGAUCGGCGCGGAGCACAGCGCAUCUAUGUGGAAAUUCGAUUCACCGUGCGGGACUGCAGCUCCAUCCCCAAAGUCCCCGGCUCCUGCAAGGAGACAUUUAAUCUCUACUACUACGAGACAGACGCCGUCAUCGCCACCAAAGGCACCGCCUUCUGGAUGGAGGCGCCUUACCUCAAAGUGGACACGAUCGCCGCAGAUGAAAGCUUCUCGCAGGUGGAUUUUGGUGGGCGCCUGAUGAAAGUCAACACGGAGGUGCGGAGUUUCGGUCCACUGUCUAAAAACGGCUUCUACCUGGCGUUUCAGGACUACGGGGCGUGCAUGUCCCUGCUAUCGGUCCGAGUCUUUUAUAAGAAGUGCCCGAGUGUGGUCCAGAACUUUGCAAUCUUUCCAGAGACGAUGACAGGGGCUGAGAGCACCUCCCUGGUCAUAGCAAGAGGGAUCUGCAUCCCCAACUCAGAGGAAGUAGAUGUUCCUAUAAAGCUCUACUGCAACGGAGACGGAGAGUGGAUGGUUCCUAUUGGUAGCUGCACAUGCAAGGCCGGAUUCGAACCUGACAAUGGCAACGUGUGUCGAGCCUGCCCGCCGGGUACCUUCAAGUCAGCCCAGGGUCCUGGUCUGUGUCUCCAGUGUCCCUCUAACAGCCGCUCAUCAGCUGAGGCUGCCACCGUCUGUGUGUGCCGCAACGGCUACUACCGCGGGGAUGCUGACCAGCCGGAUGAACCCUGCACAAGUGUCCCAUCCAGCCCGAGGAACGUGAUCUCCAUUGUGAAUGAAACCUCUGUGAUCCUGGAGUGGCAUAGCCCCAGGGAGACGGGCGGCCGCGGCGACGUCGUCUACAACAUAGUGUGCAAGAAGUGCCGGGCCGACCGGCGCUCCUGCUCCCACUGCGACGACAACGUGGACUUUGUCCCGCGGCAGCUGGGUCUGACCGAGACCCGGGUGUUCAUAAGCAACCUGUGGGCUCACACUCUCUACAGCUUCGAGAUACAGGCUGUCAACGGAGUUAGUAAUAAGAGCCCGUAUCCCGCCCAGCAUGUCUCCAUAGACAUCACCACCAAUCAGGCCGCUCCCUCCAUAGUUCCGAUCAUGCACCAGAUCAGCUCCACCAUGAACAGCUUCACGCUGUCCUGGCCCCAACCUGAGCAGCCCAAUGGCAUCAUUCUGGACUAUGAACUGCGCUACUACGAGAAGGACCAUGCAGAGAUUAACUCCACCAUCCUCCGGAGCCAAACUAAUACCGCACGUGUGGAGGGCCUCAGGCCGGGUACGGUCUACGUGGUGCAGGUGCGGGCACGGACUGUAGCCGGCUUUGGCAAAUACAGCAGCAAGAUGUGCUUCCAAACCCUCACAGAUGAUGACUUCAAGUCGGAGCUGAGGGAACAGCUUCCUCUGAUCGCGGGGUCGGCUGCGGCAGGAGUCGUCUUCAUCGUUUCCCUUGUGGCCAUCUCCAUCGUGUGCAGCAGGAAAAGGGCGUACACCAAGGAGGCGGUGUACAGUGACAAGCUGCAACAUUACAGCACAGGAAGAGAACUCUCUUUGCGAGCCGACAUGUCUAACUGCCCCUCCCCACUGGGCUGCCCGACCCACUUCUCAGGCUCCCCGGGGAUGAAGAUCUACAUCGACCCCUUUACCUACGAAGACCCCAACGAAGCUGUGCGGGAAUUUGCCAAGGAGAUUGACGUCUCCACUGUCAAGAUCGAGGAAGUCAUUGGUGCAGGUGAAUUCGGUGAGGUGUACAAGGGCCGUUUGAAGCUGCCGGGUAAAAGGGAAAUCUAUGUCGCCAUCAAGACCCUGAAGGCAGGCUACGUCGAAAAGCAGAGACGGGACUUCCUGUCUGAGGCGUCAAUCAUGGGCCAGUUCGACCACCCCAACAUUAUCCGUCUGGAGGGUGUUGUCACAAAGAGCCGUCCUGUCAUGAUUGUCACAGAGUUUAUGGAGAAUGGCGCUCUCGACUCGUUCCUCAGGCAAAAUGAUGGCCAGUUUACCGUGAUCCAGUUGGUGGGAAUGAUGCGUGGGAUCUCAGCAGGGAUGAAGUACCUCUCAGAAAUUAACUACGUCCAUCGCGACCUGGCAGCACGAAACAUUUUGGUCAACAGCAACCUGGUGUGUAAAGUCUCCGACUUUGGCCUGUCACGCUACCUACAGGAUGACACCUCUGAUCCCAGCUAUACCAGCUCUCUGGGCGGGAAGAUCCCAGUGAGGUGGACGGCGCCGGAGGCCAUUGCUUACAGGAAGUUCACCUCAGCCAGUGACGUGUGGAGCUACGGCAUCGUCAUGUGGGAAGUGAUGUCGUUUGGAGAGAGGCCUUACUGGGACAUGUCCAACCAAGAUGUGAUUAAUGCCAUCGAGCAGGACUACCGUCUGCCACCGCCCAUGGACUGCCCCAGCGCCCUGCACCAGCUGAUGCUCGACUGCUGGCAGAAGGACCGCAACGUGCGACCCCGCUUCACCGACAUCGUCAGCACCCUGGACAAGAUGAUCCGUAACCCUACCAGCCUCAAAGCUGUGGCCAACAUCCCUGCAGUGCCUUCUCAGCCACUGUUGGACAGAUCCAUACCUGACUUCAACACCUUUAGCACAGUCGAGGACUGGCUCACCGCCAUAAAGAUGAGCCAGUACAGAGACAACUUCCUCAACUCAGGCUUUACCUCCCUGCAGCUGGUGGCUCAAAUGACCUCAGAGGAUCUGCUGAGAAUAGGAGUGACCCUGGCCGGCCACCAGAAGAAGAUCCUCAGUAAUAUCCAGUCCAUGAGGGUGCAGAUGAGCCAGGCGCCCAUCACCAUGGCAUGACUACAGGGGGCGCCGUGCCACGGGACGGGCAGCAUUCGCAGGACCAACAACAAUGGCAGCCCUCGAAUGACCCCCGAUCCAUCGGAACGCGCCAGAGUUGAGACUAUUGUCUUAAUCUAAUUCACUACCAUGACAACAGGAGACCAGGGUCUACACAACCAUAUGGUUAACAGCUAUCACACUUCAUGCAAUCCACACCAGGAGUUCAGGGUCCAGACUUGAUACUGUUUCUCUACUUGUCCACGGACGGGAAGGUAGACGUCACUUGCUGUGGUUAUGAACAGCCAUUCAUGUCAUUGUGAACCAAAAUAACACAACAACAAUCAAGACAUCAACACAGGGACUCACUCACAAUUUCAGACUGUACGAUGAACUGAGUGCUGUUGUACUUCUAUAUUAUCUGGACUAGAAGAUGUUCAAAUUGUAAACAGAAGCGUGAGACACUUUGAAACAACGUGUGACCUGUGAUUUUAUUUCCAUACUGUCGUCAAUGUGUGCAAUGAAGAUGCCUUGACCUGGCCAGAAAUAAGAAAAAGCAAUUACCAGUAGGAAUAAUAGGAGGGAGGAGAAUACAGGGAUGUACAGAGGAGCACCAUCGUCAACUUUCAUAUCAUCUUUUGCUUGUUAGAAAGACUUGAAAAAUCGAAAAACUGAAAUGGUAAAAAUUCAGAGCUUAGUUAUAUUUCGGUCUUCGAACAUCUGUUUGUUUGUUUGUUUGUUUUUAUCACUAUAGCAAGAUGCCGUCCACUUGUAUUUUAACUUUAACACUACCUGUGGAGACCUGGGUGGAAGGCCUUGCCAAAGGACUUCUUAGCCAGCCCCACCCAGAUUCAGAGAUUAUAAAUAUGUUUAUCUCUUGCUAAAUAUGAUUAUAUCUUUCAUAAUUAACCUUCAUAUUGAAGGUGAUAUGUAUGAAUAUGUAUGUACAGAACUCUCUGCUUGCAUUUUUGGCAAAGACAUGUUUGUUGAUUAGAUUGUUAUGAUUAGACACAUGCAAUGUGUAGAUUCCCACGGUGCCCUGGUUCCCCUCCGGACGACUGUAUAAUGGACACUGGCUUGUGCGUCUCCCUGUUCCAGGGGGACGAGGACAAUCCUGACUGAAUCUUAACUGAAAGGAAUCAUGGGUGAAUAAUUGGUAUUGUAGAUCUAUAUGAAAAUUGCUGUAGGCGUUUAAAUAAUUGACAAAAUAUCCAUUUAUUGGAGAUCAUGUUAAAUGUGGGUGUACACAUGCUGUUUCUUGCUGGUGAGCACUUACUUGUACAGAUAUGGUUUAUGUUUUCUUUUCCUUUUGAUCUGUUGUUGUUUGUGUCGGGAGUGUUCAGCACCAUCCAGAGGGGAAGGAAACUCCAAGCACUGGCUGGCUCAAAUUUACGACUGCGGGAGACUUACACACACAUUAAACAGCACAGACACAACACUUCAUAUUCACACACACACACAUACACACUCACACACACACUCACACACAAAACACACACUGGGGACCCAGAAGAAUUGCUGUUGCCAGCUGACCCAGAGGAAGACCAGGACCAGUCACAACCUCCCUAUGGUACAAAAUGGUGGAGCUGAAUAUGACUGCACACUUCAUAAUUUGUUUAUUUGUAUAUGUCUGUGAGAGAGAGUGAGAUUGUGUGUGUGUGUGUGCGUGUGUGUGUAGCAGGCGCAUUAGUGUGUACAGACAUAAAUGUGUGCACAGGUACAUUGUUUAAAUGUGUGAACAUCUGCUUUAUUUUUCGUUUUUCGUUUUUGUAUAGCUACCACUUGUAAAUUGUGACAUGUGUCAAGAGUUUGUAAGCUGUAACUUUCUGAGAACUAUUGUACUAAAAUGCACUCAAUAAAGGCCUUGGAAAACAA